Molecule: messenger RNA, 1488 nt
Organism: Amphimedon queenslandica
Lineage: Eukaryota; Metazoa; Porifera; Demospongiae; Haplosclerida; Niphatidae
Product: vacuolar fusion protein CCZ1 homolog
Exons: 16
Coding region: 25-1374 (449 amino acids)
Biological process (GO): vesicle-mediated transport
Cellular component (GO): intracellular membrane-bounded organelle; Mon1-Ccz1 complex
Source: RefSeq, a predicted model, not a curated record
GUUUAUUAAGGGGUGUGGCUAGUAAUGGCUACCCACCAAGAGGCAGCAGUCAAGUCUUUCUUUGUUUACUGUCCCGAGCUGAGCACUAAAGAAGGGACUGAGCAUCUCAAGGUCUUGUUCUACUUCCCUGAUACAGCCCAACUGAACAGGAAGAUUAGGAACAUUGGGCUUUGUGAGGCUCUCGUCAACUUUUGCAAAACCUUCUCCCCAGACAAGCCGUGCGAGACUGUCCACACUCAGAAAACUAAACAAGCUUUCCUGGAGCCAGAGCCAGGGAUAUGGAUGACACUAACAGUUACCAUUCCGUGCUCUGAAACCAUUCAUAAUUCGGAAAGAGUUCUGGAAUAUCAUGAACACCUCAUACAAGAUUCAGUAGUUCAAGCUGCUCUGCAGAGAUCAUAUAACAUGUUUAAGCUGUUCAAUGGCACGAUGAGAGGGAUAGAAGCCACUCAAUCAGUUGAAGGCCUCAAGAAGAGACUGGAUGUAUUCUAUAGCAGAUACUGGAAGAAUAUCGAUAUAGCCCGUCACAAUAUAUUCUCAGUUCUUCAAGGUAUACCUUUCCUGCCAUUGGACAAGUACAUGUACCUCAAGGUUCACUGUUUUGUUAAUCUUGUUGAGACUACGUUCAGACAAAUCAAGAGGACAGUUUUUGUAUGCGGAGAUCAGCUAGUGUGGAGUGGCUUAGAACAGGAAGAUACCAGAAUAUUUUAUCAGUACCUUUACGACUCAUGGCUAAGACACAACCCUAACCCUGAGGCUAGUGGCAUACCUAGUGUACCUGCUGGUCCAAACACUGGAAGUUUUAUUUUGGAAGAUGAAACAGGUGGCAAGAAGAACACAUGGGUAUAUGUCAUGAUCAAUCAAAUGUUAACUCCUUCCAGACUCUUUGUUUAUGCUGUUGGUCCAUGUGUUUUAUGCAUGUUUGUUCAAACUGAUGAUUCUCCUGGUGAUGACUUUAUAAAGAGGAUCAGUGUGUUCCUUGGCCCUAGACUGAUGCACCUCACGACCGAGAUAAGAGACUUUGUAUCCAGGAAUAGAUCACAGAGUGUAGAGAAGCAGCCCUAUCGUAUGGUCUACUUCAAUGAGAUGAACCUGGCCAUUAAGAGUCCAUUGCUCUCAAGGUACAACAGCUACCUCUCAAUAACUCAAGACAUGAUGUGCCUCCUCACUCAACUCAAUGCAGAAUAUGACAAGCUAAAUGAGGGAGAGACAGUGAUUCGGACCAUUGCUGACUAUUGGAUUGUAGCUAGAAAGAACGGUCAUAGACGAUUCUUUGUCCUUUUCACUCAGAAAGAUGUCAAUUUUGCUGAAGUUAAUGAGGAAGUUCGGAAAAUAUGCCAGAAAGAAUUCAGUAAUAUUUAUUUCUUUGACUGACGUUUUUAUAUCAUUCAGUGUGUAAUACUUUUAUAAGUGGCUGGCCUACAUUCAUUGAGCGGAUUAUGUGUGGAAUUAUCUUAUAAAUUAAUAAUAAUGUCCUAUAGUCCUCUA